AUGUUCAAUGCCACUCAACAUGUUGGAUCAGUUACUAUCUCCACGCAUGAGCGGAGCCUGGAGCUUCUCAGUGAUGGCGUGUUAGGUUCCAGCGUGACGAAUUGGUCAUUGGUUUAUCUCUGCUUCCUCGCUAGUUUCGUCCUCUGCCCGUUAUAUCUUCCGGCCGCUAUGCUGGAAUGUCCUCACAGUCGGCCAUACAGACGCCGCUCUUCCAGCAGUUCUGUACACAUUCGCGACUUUUCUACAGAGCGUGGGCGCCUACAAUCUCGACCUCCUGCCGUACCAGUGGCGCAGUCACUGAGAAAUUCUGAGCUUGCUAUCAAUCCUGAGCUGAAAUUGCUCCUCUCCGCCAAACGCACGAUCAUUGCGACAUGCGCAGUAGUAGCAUGUUUUAUACUGAUCGGUUUUAACCGGCUACACCUCAUACCUGCCGCGAGCAAGUUUUCGUCAGAAGAAGCAUGGGGCGGGCUAAAGCCGUAUUGGACCACCGAACAGGAGGAGACCCGGUUUGCCUACGUUCAAUAUGCGACGAAUUUCGACUACUUGUGCAAUGCGCCCGGCACAAGUCGCGAGCAGAUCGCCCUGACUCGAAUCCGCCAACAAUACCCGCACGUCAAACUGCGACCAGUCUGGGUGCUCUCAACGUCAAACGGCGACCCUACCUGGCAUAAGAGUCUAACUAAGUUUUACGCCUUCGACCUGACCGAGUGUAUCCGCGUCCUGGUCCUCGACUCCGACUCUAUGGUGCUGAACAAUAUGGACCACUACUUCCUCUCCUCUCGCCCCCGUGGCCAGCCGAAUAAGAAUACCUUUGAGCGCAUCAUCGAGGAAGCGAGGUCCUCGGACGCGUUUGACAUGGAGGUGCUGAAUCGCCUGCGAGUUUCGCACCAAGGACCACCUCCAGUACCUUUCAGAGGCCAAGAUGCAGAGUGGAAUGCUACGGUGGAAGUUUCACGGGCGUAUCUGGUUCAUUUCAGUGACUGGCCGCUGCCGAAGCCGUGGCUGCCUCAUUCUCAGUCGCAAUGGGAGGCGGCGCUGCCGGAAUUUCGCGAUGGUGAAGAAUAUGCCGAGACGCCUGAUAGGCCAAGAUGUGCAGAGCGGUUUACGUGGACUGGUUUUAUGAGGAUUAUUAUCAUGACCAGAAGAAGUUGGGAAUUCAAGGAAUGCACUGUCAUAACCUGGCCCUGA
This is a messenger RNA of Aspergillus nidulans FGSC A4, 1188 nucleotides long. RefSeq lists its product as uncharacterized. Bases 1 to 1188 code for a protein of 395 amino acids. The record is from RefSeq and is a predicted model, not a curated record. Lineage: Eukaryota; Fungi; Ascomycota; Eurotiomycetes; Eurotiales; Aspergillaceae. The transcript has 8 exons.